CGAAUCACUUAUAUAUUCAGUGUCUUGAAAACUCUGUUACUAAAGAUAUUAGGACUUAUAAAGAAAAAUUGAUAAGAUGUUCUUCUUUAUAAUAUCAGGGUUGCUUACAAUACUAUUCUUAUUGCAUUACUUAACAAGAUAUGGCAGAUUAGGAAAUAUUUCUAGUCGAAUUGGUGGACCUAAAGCAUUUCCCAUAAUAGGAAAUUUAUAUCAUUUUCAAGUUGACAAUGAACAAGUACUAGAAAAACUUUGGAAAAUGAAUAAGGAAUUUUCUCCAAUUAACAGAUUGUGGUCAUUAUUCUUUUCAUUAAUAAGUAUAUUUGAUCCAGAAGACGUCGAGAUACUUUUGAAGAGUACGAGACAUAUGGAAAAAGCUAUACCUUACAAAUUCUUACAACCUUGGCUUUCUACUGGAUUAGUAACUGCUGCAGGAGAAAAGUGGCAACACCGACGAAAAAUUUUAACCCCAACCUUUCACUUUAAUAUCCUUAAACAUUUUGUUGUCACUUUUAACGAGGAGGCACAGUAUCUCGUAACAUUACUGAAAGAAGAAGGAAAAGGAGGAUCGAUUAUCAAAGAUUUACAAGAAUUUUUACCUGUACAUACUUUAAACGCGAUAUGCGAAACGGCUAUGGGAAUCUCUUUAAGAGGAACGGGCGAAUUUGAAACUAAAUAUCGUCAUGCCGUUCAUGACUUUGGCAGAAUAGUGGCCUCUAGAAUAGCAAGACCUUGGUACCAUUCCGAUACAAUAUUUGCAUUAUCGCAACGUGGUAGGCAACAAAAGAAAUUAUUGAAAACGCUUCACGGUUUUUCAAAAAAGAUAAUAGCAGAAAGAAUACUAUUUCACGAACAAACAAAGGGGAAAUAUUUACAAAAUGUUGAAGAAAUGGAUGAGAAUCUGAUUUUUUACGAAGAAAAUAAUAAAGAUCUCGUAUUCAAUAAAAGACUGGCUUUGCUAGACCUACUCAUAGUCGCUUCUCUGAAUGAUAAUCAACUCGAUGAAGAAGGAAUACGAGAAGAAGUCGACACUUUUAUGUUUGCGGGUUACGAUACUACGGCAAUGGCGUUAUGUUUCGCUCUGCUUCUUUUUGCAAAACACAAAGAUGUUCAGGAACGUAUAAGAAAUGAAGUGAAAUCGGUUAUGCAACAAAGCGAUUGUAAACUAACUAUUCAAAUGAUUAGAGAAUUUUCAUAUUUGGAAAGAUGUCUCAAAGAAUCACUACGUUUAUAUCCAAGCAUUCAUUUUAUAGCUCGAUAUAUAUCUCAAGAUCUGCAAUUGAAGAAUUAUUUAAUCCCAGCCGGAUCAAUAUGUAAUGUAAACAUCUAUAGCUUACACAGAAAUCCAAAUAUUUGGACAAAUCCUGAUGUUUUCGAUGCGGAUAGAUUUUUACCAAAAAAUACAAAAGGACGUAAUCCUUAUUCCUUCAUUCCAUUCAGCGCAGGACCAAGAAACUGCAUCGGGCAGAAAUUCGCAAUGCUUGAACUCAAACUCAUAGUAGCUUACAUAUUGCACAACUUCUAUUUGGAACCUGUAGAUGAACUAGACGACGUUAAGAUGAUUGCAGAUCUUGUAUUGUGCUCAUCAAAACCACUUCGUGUCAAAUUUAUUCCUAUAAAAUGACUCAUAUCGAAUAUUCGAUUUUUUCUAGAUAAAA
Vespa mandarinia (Asian giant hornet) is the source of this 1655-nucleotide messenger RNA. RefSeq names its product cytochrome P450 4C1-like. Lineage: Eukaryota; Metazoa; Arthropoda; Insecta; Hymenoptera; Vespidae. Gene Ontology annotation, molecular function: monooxygenase activity; oxidoreductase activity, acting on paired donors, with incorporation or reduction of molecular oxygen; iron ion binding. The record is from RefSeq and is a predicted model, not a curated record.